AGAAAAAAACAUAUUGCACACAAAACUCCAUACGGACAUGAAGUGUCUUUUCCUGUGUAUGUGGGCCUGGGUGUUGUUGGCAUCAACGGGAAGUGGAAGAAGCACGGGAUGCUUGCAAGAAGAGAGGAAUGCACUGCUCGAGAUUAAGGCCGCCUUCAACCGCCCGCAUGGGUCUUUUCUUCCGUCGUGGCGCCACGGCGAUGGUGACUGUUGUGGCUGGGAAGGCGUUGAGUGCGAUAACACCACUUUGCGAGUGACUGAAUUGUAUCUGAGCAAUACGCACCAUCAGAAGUCGAGGCCUUGGGUUAUUAAUGCCACCUUGUUCACUCCUCUCGAGGAGCUUCGAGUGUUGGAUUUGAGUAGAAAUCGUCUUAACGAUAUAAAUGGAACGCUGCACCUGAAGAAUUUGAAGAGGUUGUAUCUAUAUGACAAUCUUUUAGAUCGAGUCCCCUCAUUGUACAAGCAAACUUCAGCAGAGGCCCAAAACUUGUCUUCUAAUCAGCUUGGAGGUGUGGAUUUGGAGGUGUUGGAUCUUUGGGGUAACAAAUUGGGGAAUGAUGCCCUCGUGGACAUUAUGAGGAUGACAUCUCUUAAGGCCUUAGACAUCAGUUUUUGCAGAUUGGAUGCAUCUUCGAAGUUACUGGAAGGCUUGUGCAGAUUGAGGAACCUUGAAGAGUUUGAUAUCUGUGGCAAUGAAUUCUGGGGUCCUCUUCCGUCCUGCUUCUGCAAUAUGACCUCACUCCGUGUGUUUGAUGUUCACAAUAACCAUUUUAGCGGGGCCAUUCCACCAUCUCUCCUCUCCAAUCUCAAGUCUCUCGAAUACAUUGAGCUUUCCGGAAAUAAUUUCGGAGGCUCGCUUUCGCUUGCUUCCCUGGCGAAUACUUCUAACCUUGAGGUGUUCCGCCUCCUUGACAACCUUCAUCUGGUAGUAAAUACAGAAGAGCCCGCUUGGUUCCCUCCAUUCCAGUUGAAAAGGUUUGGCUUGUCAAGAUGUGUGCUUAACAAGGAUGCAAACGGUGUAAUCCCCAGCUUUUUGAAAGAGCAACAUGACUUGAGAGUUGUUCAAAUCUGCUUCAAUGGAAUCACAGCAGAUUUCCCAAACUGGCUGUUGGUCAACAAUGUUAAUCUAGAAUGGUUCGAUCUCAGAGGCAACAAUAUGACAGGUGCUUUUCAUUUGCCUUCUAAUUUGAGUCGUGUCAGCAUGCGAUGGGUCGAUUGGUCUGCUAAUUUUAUCGAAGGAGAGCUUCCAUCUUGGUUUGGUUCUAUCCUCCCGAAUUUGCAAUAUUUGAACCUGUCAAACAACUUAUUGGAAGGUAGAAUCCCUUCCUCAAUGGGCAAUAUGAAACUACUAUUCUCAUUGGAUUUGUCGAAUAAUGGCUUCACCGGAGAGAUACCAGAGACGUUGGCUAAAGAUUGUACGUCGCUCAUUUCAGUGGUAUUGUCAGGCAACAAUUUGCAAGGCCAAAUGCUACCGAGGUAUUCUAACUUGAGAAAAUUGAAUUUUUUGUUUCUGGAUAGCAAUAAUUUCACAGGGGAUAUUUCGCUUGGCAUAUUAAAUAGCUCUUCCUUGCUGGUUUUGGAUGUAAGAAAUAAUUCCCUAUCUGGAACAAUUCCCAAUUGGAUUGGAGAUAUUCCACGAUUGAGAGGGCUUCUGAUAUCAAGUAAUUCAUUGGGAGGUCCUUUACCGUUGAGCUUAUGCAACUUAAACUAUCUCGUUCAUCUAGACCUUUCAGGUAGCAACAUUGGGCCAAACAUACCCCCUUGUGCCAAUGUUACGGUUAUGAGGUUCUUGCAUCUAACGAAUAACUCGCUUACUGGGCAUUUUCCUGAGUUUCUCUCUCGAGCUUCAUCAACGGUCACAUUGGAUCUCCGGCAUAAUGCAUUGUCUGGUAAGGUCCCCAGCUGGAUCGGUUCACUUAGGAACUUGAAGGUUCUUCUAUUGCAAGGAAACAACUUUGAAGGUUCAAUUCCGCUGGAUCUGUGUCUGUUGAAAAAUAUGAGCAUAUUGGAUCUCUCCAAAAAUAAUCUUUCUGGACAAAUUCCUUCUUGUCUGAAAGAUUUGACAUUUGGAUAUGAUGGGAUAUCUGCAGACUCAUUUGAUACCUCUGGCUAUUGGGUAAAGCCUGUGGAUCCAUACGGAUAUAAGGGCAGAUUCUCUACUUUUUUUAGGUAUAGUGAAUACGGGAGGUCUGCAUAUACAGAUGGAUUAGAAGAAGUGAACUUCAUGACAAAGAGUAGGUUGGAAUCUUAUAAGGGCUACAUUCUACAACUCAUGUCGGGAAUGGAUCUCUCGCAGAACAAUUUCACAGGCUUUAUUCCUCCAGAGGUCGGCUAUUUGAGUGAACUUCUAGCAUUGAAUCUGUCACACAAUCAUCUGACGGGACCGAUCCCAGAAACGUUUGCCAAUUUAAAGAAUGUAGAGAGCUUGGACUUGUCCUACAAUAGCUUAAUCGGUCCCAUCCCUCCACAACUAAUAGAGCUCUACAGGCUGUCAGAGUUUAGGGUGGCUUACAAUAACUUGUCUGGUAGGACACCAGACCGAAAAAAUCAAUUUGGAACUUUUGGUGAAGCAAGCUAUGAAGGUAACCCUCUUCUUUGUGGACCACCAUUAACAAGCUGUGAUGGCUCAAAUCAGGGACAGGGGACACUGCCACCUUCUAAUCAUAUCAAGGAUGAUGACCCCUGGAGAGAAGCCUUCUUGUGGAGUUUUGCAGGAUCAUAUGUGGUGGCGUUCUUUGGGAUGGUCCUUUUUCUCUACCUAAACACGUACUAUCGAUAUGUGCUGUUCAACCUUGUUCGUAAGCUUAUCCCGUCGUUUCCCCAGUAAUAGAUUAUAUGA
Messenger RNA from Rhodamnia argentea, 2839 nucleotides. Its product is annotated as receptor like protein 21-like. NCBI's taxonomy places the organism in Eukaryota, Viridiplantae, Streptophyta, Magnoliopsida, Myrtales, Myrtaceae. Gene Ontology annotation, molecular function: protein binding. The record is from RefSeq and is a predicted model, not a curated record.